Messenger RNA from Lycium barbarum (goji berry), 1419 nucleotides. RefSeq lists its product as uncharacterized. The transcript is spliced from 4 exons. The record is from RefSeq and is a predicted model, not a curated record. NCBI's taxonomy places the organism in Eukaryota, Viridiplantae, Streptophyta, Magnoliopsida, Solanales, Solanaceae. The coding region runs from base 1 to 402 and encodes 133 amino acids.
AUGGAACUAGUAGUUGCUGGUGUCACAAAUAAGCGCCCGAAACUUUCUGUGGAGGAUAACGAAACCACACAGACUGAUAGUGAAAUUGCGAAGGCUGUAGAAGAGGAAACUGCGGUUGCCACAUUGGCAUCUGAACAGGUGAAGCUGGAGAUUGCUAAUAUUCAUGAAAAGAUCGAGCGUUUCACUAACCUGGUCUCUGAACUGCUGGAAUCAGGGAAGUCUAUGCUGAAGGACCUGAGUAAUGAGUUUGAAGAACGAAUAAUUCUAUUACACAAGGAACAGAUGGAAAAGUGGCAAGAAGAGAUUAAGGAACUGCGCUUGCUCGAUAUUUCAAAUGAGGAGGCUGAUGCUCUUCUGCGAGAUGCUAAAUAUCUACUUCAAAAUGUCUGCGAUGAAUCCUGAGCUAUUUGCACUAUGCUAAAACUUCUCAAGAGGUAGCAGUCACAGUAGCUUGGUAAUUGACUUUUCUGCAUUUCUAGUGUUUUUGUCACCUAGCUUGGUACUUCUGUUCUCACAAAAAGAAAAAAAGACAGCCUCACAUUCCCAAAAAGAGGAGCAAACUAAUAGCUUUUGUAGGACUGCUUUACAUCUAUUGCUAAGUGGUGUAAAGCUGCUUAGUAUUUCCCCCCACAAACUUUAUACUACUCCCUAUUUUUCUGACUGAGAAGACGUGUAUAAUAGAUAUCACAAAUUGGGUACGAUGCUUUUGGUGCAAGAAAUCUACUGAAUUUCUUAAUGCACUUCAUUUGUUUUACUUUUACUUUUAUUUUCAUUGUUUUCAUUUUCAUAAUUGCUUUGAUUUGUUUGCCCGUAUCUGACCUUUCUUAUGCUUUUUCUUGAGCUGAGGGUCUUCCGAAAAUAGCCUCCCUACCUAAGGUGGGGUAAGGUCUGCGUACACUCUACUCUCCCCAGACCCCACGUUGUGGGAUUCACUGGGUAUGUUGUUGAUGAUGAUGAUGAUGACUUCAUUUGUUAUUUUGCGCUCUAAUCUAUUGUUCCUUUAGCUAUGUCUGAUGUGAGCCUGCUUCAUAAGAUCUUCAUAGCAAGCUGGUAGUCUUCUUAAUUUUUCAUUCAUCUAUUACUUUAAUCGCCUUAUGUGAUUUUAUAUGAUCCAAGGCACUAAGCAGCUCUCUCACAGAUACACAUAUAAGUGAUUUUCUCUAUGCUCUCAGGUAGAAAGAAGAGUGGGGUUAUAAGUACCUUUUAUCUGUUUGAGAUUCAAGAUCUGUGAUUUCAUCUUCUUAAAAUCAUGUGAAAACAAAUGAAUCUUAUGCCACGGAGGCCUGACAUCGGUAGAAAAACAGAGAAAAAACUGUAAGCAGAAAAUAGAGAUGGAUAUUAUUCUCUGAUUCCAGUGAGCAUAUAAAAUUGUCAGUUCCAAUUCUCAUAGCAUUUGCUUUUGAUCUUCUCAAUAAGUUG